GGGAGCCAUCUUCCCAAUUUAUCGCCGAAUCUUUUACUUAAUUCCAAAAUUAGCCCUUCUGAAAUCCCUAGCAAAAGUCGAUCCCCUUCCGGCACGUUAUCCCCUUCCGGCACGUUAGCCAAACGUCUUCACGGAACUUUUCCCCUUUCGCGGAAGCAAAGGCCUUCUUCUACAACUCCGACCAUACGCCGGCGACGAAAGGUGCCGACAAGAGACAAAACGUUAUCAAGUCAUAUCUUUUAGAGCUCAUCCCGUUGAGUCUCCUCCUCCGUCAACCAUUAUUUUUCCCGAUUGACAGAGAGCAAGCUUCAGCAGAAACUUACGGUUAAUAAAACUGGAUUACUCUUGUCAAAUUUCUAAAUGGGUUUUGUCAUCCUAGCUAAAAUAUGGAGCUCAACACCAUCAAAGAUGCAUUUGAUCGAGUUGCUAAGAAGCAGAAGUUAUCGUCCUCUAAAUCCCAAGAAGUAAUUGAUCAAGUUGGCCGUGAAAUUGAACAUGCACUGGCCAAACUUCAGUCAGUUCAUGACCCUGUCUCCAUUGAACAGAAAUCUAUUCUUAUGGAGCUCAAAACCAAGCUUAAUGUUAUCGGCCCACACAACCAGUUAGAAGGGUCUCAGAAGGAGCUAAACAUGAAUGUUAGCAAAUAUCCAAAACUCCUUGAAAAAUCCUUCAAUCCUGACAUAUCAAGAGCAUACAGAAAUGUUGAAUUUGACUUGCAUACGGUGAAUCAGAUCAUUGCGAACCAUUUUUACCAGCAGGGCUUGUUUGAUCUUGGGGAUUGCUUAAUAAAUGAAGCUGGGGAAUCAGAGGCCAUCACCCUUAAAUCUCAGUUCUUGGAAAUGUAUCAAAUAAUUGAUGCUAUGAAGGCUAGGAACCUCGAGCCUGCUCUAAACUGGGUGUCUUCCAACCAUGAUAAACUUCAGCAGAAUGGUUCCAAUCUUGAGCUGAAACUUCACCGGCUACAAUUUGUGGAGAUUUUGCAGAAAGGAAACCGUGCAGAUGCACUGCAUUAUGCCCGGGCAUACCUUGCUCCAUUUGCUUCCCUUCACAUGGAUGAGAUCCAGAAGCUAAUGGCUUGCCUCUUGUGGGCAGGAAGGCUCGACAGCUCUCCUUAUGCAGAGUUAAUGGCUCCUACCCAUUGGGAUAAGUUGAUUGAGGAACUAACUGGACAGUUCUGCUGUCUCUUGGGGCAGUCCUAUGAGAGCCCACUCAGUGUGGCAGUAGCCGCAGGGAUUGAAGGGUUGCCUACACUUCUGAAGCUGGCAAAUGUGAUGGCUGCGAAGAAGCAGGAAUGGCAAGCAAUGAAGCAGUUGCCAGUGCCGGUGGACUUGGGGAGGGAAUUUCAGUUUCAUUCAAUAUUUGUUUGUCCAGUAAGUAGGGAUCAAGGCAGUGAAGAGAAUCCGCCUAUGCUGAUGCCAUGUGGGCAUGUUCUCUGUAGACAAUCCAUCAUGAAGCUGUCCAAGAGCAACACACGAACAUUCAAGUGUCCAUACUGUCCUGCUGAUGCCUCCGUUGCACAGUGCAGGCAGCUUUAUUUCUGAUAUGUUGGUGUAAGAAUCUCUCUCUCUCUCUCUCUGGGCGUGUUAUUUAAAGCAAAUGUUAUGUGACAAUGGCACGGUGGUGGUAUUAGUGGUGAAAAUGUGGGGGGAUCUGUUCUUGUGAAUUACUUGUAUGUAAAUAGAAAUUCUUUAUAUUCAUGUUAUAAUUUCUCGAGGACAAGUCUAUUGCAUGAAGCCUACUCAAAACUUGUUUUUACGUGUCA
Messenger RNA from Malania oleifera, 1762 nucleotides. RefSeq names its product protein RMD5 homolog. The transcript is spliced from 3 exons. NCBI's taxonomy places the organism in Eukaryota, Viridiplantae, Streptophyta, Magnoliopsida, Santalales, Ximeniaceae. The record is from RefSeq and is a predicted model, not a curated record. Bases 387 to 1541 code for a protein of 384 amino acids. Gene Ontology annotation, cellular component: GID complex; nucleus; cytoplasm. Gene Ontology annotation, biological process: proteasome-mediated ubiquitin-dependent protein catabolic process. Gene Ontology annotation, molecular function: protein binding; ubiquitin protein ligase activity.